UUUACGGCAAAGGUGUGCGCUUUUGCGACGGCAUGACGCAAUCAGGUUUUGGCGGGAAAAGCUGUGCACUUGGAUCCCUGUGGCAGCUGGCAAAGGACUUCUUGGUGAGAAGGGCGACCUGGACGUCGCUGUGCCUGGAGUCAUGGCAGUGCCUUUUGUGGAAGACUGGGAUUUGGUGCAGACUUUGGGAGAAGGUGCCUAUGGAGAAGUUCAGCUUGCCGUGAACAGAAUAACCGAAGAAGCCGUUGCAGUGAAAAUUGUAGACAUGAAACGGGCCAUAGACUGUCCAGAAAAUAUUAAGAAAGAGAUCUGCAUCAAUAAGAUGUUAAAUCAUGAGAAUGUAGUGAAAUUCUACGGCCACAGGAGGGAAGGCACUAUCCAGUAUCUCUUUCUGGAGUACUGUAGUGGAGGAGAACUCUUUGAUAGAAUAGAGCCAGACAUAGGGAUGCCUGAACAAGAUGCUCAGAGGUUUUUCCACCAACUCAUGGCAGGGGUGGUUUAUCUUCAUGGAAUUGGAAUAACUCACAGGGAUAUUAAACCAGAAAACCUCCUAUUGGAUGAAAGGGAUAACCUCAAAAUCUCUGACUUUGGCUUGGCCACAGUGUUUCGGCAUAAUAACCGUGAACGCUUACUGAACAAGAUGUGUGGGACUUUACCUUACGUUGCUCCCGAGCUUCUAAAAAGAAAAGAAUUUCAUGCAGAACCAGUCGAUGUUUGGUCCUGUGGAAUCGUACUUACUGCAAUGUUGGCUGGAGAAUUGCCGUGGGACCAGCCCAGUGAUAGCUGUCAGGAGUACUCUGAUUGGAAAGAAAAAAAAAUCUAUCUCAAUCCUUGGAAAAAAAUUGAUUCUGCUCCUCUAGCUUUGCUUCAUAAAAUUCUAGUAGAGAAUCCAUCAGCAAGGAUCACAAUCCCAGAUAUUAAAAAAGAUAGAUGGUACAACAAACCGCUUAACAGAGGAGCAAAGAGGCCACGUGCCACUUCAGGUGGUAUGUCAGAGUCUUGUAGUGGGUUCUCUAAGCACAUUCAUUCCAAUUUGGACUUUUCUCCCAUAAAUAGUGGUUCCAGUGAAGAAAACGUGAAGUUCUCCAGUUCCCAGCCAGAGCCACGGACAGGGCUUUCCUUGUGGGACACUGGUCCCUCGAAUGUGGACAAACUGGUACAGGGCAUCAGUUUCUCCCAGCCUACGUGUCCUGAUCAUAUGCUUGUAAACAGUCAGUUACUUGGCACCCCUGGAUCCUCACAGAACCCCUGGCAGCGCUUGGUGAAAAGGAUGACACGAUUCUUUACUAAAUUGGACGCAGACAAAUCUUACCAAUGCCUGAAGGAGACCUUUGAGAAGUUGGGCUAUCAGUGGAAGAAGAGUUGUAUGAAUCAGGUCACUGUAUCAACAACUGAUAGAAGAAACAAUAAGUUGAUUUUCAAAAUAAAUUUGGUAGAAAUGGAUGAGAAGAUACUGGUUGACUUCCGGCUUUCUAAGGGUGAUGGACUAGAGUUCAAGAGACACUUCCUGAAGAUCAAGGGGAAACUCAGUGACAUCGUGAGCAGCCAGAAGGUCUGGUUUCCUGUCACCUGACGGAGCUGUCAGCUCUGCACAUCCCUGGGGAUAGAGUGCUGCUAUGUGACAUUUUUCUUCCUAGAGAAGAUUAUCCUAGUCUGCAAACUGCAAACCAUAGUUGUUGAAGAGUUCUCUUCCCAUUACCUACGUAUCUUCCAAUUCUCGGUGUUUUGUAUACAAACACUACUGUAUUUUAAUUGUAUGUAAUACUUUGGGGGAAAGGAUGGGUCAAAUUCAUUAGGUAUCUCUCCAGCCGUGUUUCAGUUGUCUGGAUUUGAAACCAAGUUUUGGGAUACACAAGUUUGCCAGCUUUUAUACCAAUGUAGUAUCACUUUGGAAAAAUCAAAAGUUUGUUUCAUCCCAAGCAAAAUACUUCUCUGCCUGUUUAAUUGUAAGGAUGAAUAAACACAGACCGUGUACAGUUGAUUGGUUUAUGAGUGAGGCCAGCCACAAAAAGUGUAUCUUAAUGUACGCACUAUAUUUUCAGCUUGGGUGUAUGUGUUGCACAAGGACUCAACUAAUUAUAGAACUGUUUUUGAGUUACAAUGCGUAAAAUGGAAGGUUUUCCUCCCAGUAUACCUAGUCAAAUAUAAAGCCUGAUUUGUUCCGGUUUUCACGAAGUUGUGCAUAAGCUCUCGUGCCUAAGUGACUUUAAAAAUGACACACUUAAACAGUUUUUCCUACACUCACAGCCAUAUCUUAACUACUCUAGUAAUAAACUGUUUCCAAAAUCAAUAUCUAACUCUGAACUUACUGGCCACCAGGUUUCUCGAUGACACUGACUAAAAGGGAAUGGGGGAGUAAGGAGAUGCAGGAACUGGCCUGCUCCUUGUUCCUAACCUUGUUUCUCACCGUGUAGACUCUCUAGAACUUUGUUUUGUUCAUAAAAUUUAUAUUAAAAUAUGAGUAUAUGAUUAGGUCCUGUAUUCCUUUUUCCAACAUUAGUCUGAAGCCCAGAACAGUUAAAAUUUUAUGGCUAAUUUUUUUUUUUCACAUGUUGGUGUGUGCUGUGCUCACCCACUUACCUCUCCCCUCCUCAGAAGUAAACUUGAACCUCAUCUAUUCCGUCUCCUGAUUCCCACUGUCAUACCACCAUGGUUAAAGUCAGCCAUCUUGUUAAAAAUCCCUCAGUAGUUUCUUUUUCAGAAAAGCUGUCAGAAUGGUCCUUUUGAGGUGUGAGUGAGAUCCCUGCCCAAGUCCCAGUGUUUAUGACUUUUCUUCACACUUAUAAUCCCAAGUCUCAUCUGUGCCCUACAGUUUUAUGUCAUUGUCAUCUUCAUCUGAUGGUAUGCAGUACUGUCUCUGAGCCUGUAUCAAGUCCUGAUUGCCUCCCGCCAUUGGCACCUGCUCACUGAAUUGCCUAGGUCUCCACGAUUUUGAAUAUUCUUGUACUUCAUAUAGGUAGAAUUGUAUAUUUGUCUCUUAGUGUUUGCCUUACUUCAUGCAACUAUGUUAUAACAUGUCAGGUUUUAUUCCUCGAGGUGAUUAAUACUUCAUAGUAUGUGUGUGUGGGGGUGUGUACGUAUACCCUUUCAUAGGAUCAUGUAUGUUUGGAUUGUUGCCACCUUUUGUCGAUGUAAAUGAUACUGAUGUGAACACAAAUAUAUCAAUACCUGCUCAA
Messenger RNA from Grammomys surdaster, 3176 nucleotides. It is a transcript of the gene Chek1, whose product is annotated as checkpoint kinase 1. Gene Ontology annotation, molecular function: ATP binding; protein serine/threonine kinase activity. Gene Ontology annotation, biological process: protein phosphorylation; mitotic G2 DNA damage checkpoint signaling. Bases 143 to 1573 code for a protein of 476 amino acids. The transcript has 13 exons. The record is from RefSeq and is a predicted model, not a curated record. NCBI's taxonomy places the organism in Eukaryota, Metazoa, Chordata, Mammalia, Rodentia, Muridae. Gene Ontology annotation, cellular component: cytoplasm; site of double-strand break; nucleus.